Messenger RNA from Fusarium mangiferae, 9477 nucleotides. RefSeq lists its product as uncharacterized. The coding region runs from base 1 to 9477 and encodes 3158 amino acids. The transcript is spliced from 5 exons. NCBI's taxonomy places the organism in Eukaryota, Fungi, Ascomycota, Sordariomycetes, Hypocreales, Nectriaceae. The record is from RefSeq and is a predicted model, not a curated record.
AUGUCAGAGACUCUCGAGCCGAAAUUGCUGCUUCAAGCCGUUUUUCAUCACGUAGUUCUUCCUUCUAAACUACCUACCAGAAACGACGCGAAUGACUCCGGGCUGGCGUACGAUCUUGGAAGUCGACUUCGGCGCGCCUUGGCCCAGUUCAGUAACGAUCAUAACCAGGACGUUUGGGACGUCCUAGUCAGCUCUAUGAAAGCUACAACAUUUCUGAACCAGGGCCAACUGAUCAGCCACGAACUUCUCCAGAUGUUUCAGGGCAUCGCCAGUGGCAAGGAGAACAUAUGGCUCGCUCUGUUUGUCACUCAACAGAAUUCUGCUUUGCUACUCCAUCGCAAUGACAUUGAAGAAACAGUCGUUUUCGAAGCAUUUCAGACCGAUGCGCCGGUUAAAGAUGUUCUCGCAGCAAAACAUGGCCUCACGUGGGAAUUUCCCUAUCGUUCAGUCCAAGUACCAUUCAAUGUUUUCAGCGACAUGUCCUUCCUGAGAAACCUAUCCCAAUUUUUGGCACAGGCAAGCUGUGAAUCCUUUGAUCAAUUCUCGGCAAAGGCUUCCAAAGGCGGAAAAUCAAUUGCCGAAACCCGCAACUCUACAGAUCCUGCCCUGGUGAUUGACAUGCUCAUGUCACUUUUGGAAGGGCUUGGGAGUGGCUUACAAGUUCAGUCAGUCCGUAAGAAAGUUCGGGAUGACGUUGUACUAGGCUCAUCUGAGAUUCCCUGGAGGCGCUCGCCAUACUGGCUGGUUCUACGUGUAGCAUUAAAACGUAUGCUACGGGAGAUGCUAGACCACGAAUGCGUCGGCAUAGGACGGGUCUAUUAUAAGUUCAUUAUCUGUGCCAUGUUGGCCGAGCUUCUCAAGGACUCUGUCGAAUAUCUGCACCCCGAGAUGACGUUGCAACUUCGAGCAAAGCUCUGCCGCCGCAUGGCAAAACUCAAAACGGAUAGAGCCGCGUCUUCGCCGUCCUUGCGCCCAUUGUAUGACCAACUUUUUGCAUCUACAUCGGGAGACUUUGGAGAUAUCGUGAAGCAUGCAACAGAACGGGUUUCUUUACAAUGGGAGGACUUCAAAGCCAGAGUUACUCGCCGCAUUCCAACUCUUCCGUGUCGUGUUCCGCAAGCUGAUCUAUACAUCAGACUGGAUAACAGUGGCGACUUUCUGCAGUCUCAGCUGUCACAGAAGUUCACUCCCAGGCCCCGUAUCAUCUCUACGGAUUUGCCCAAGCUACAAGAAGGGACAAUUCUCGAAGUUGGACGCCUGGCCGACCGCUAUAUUUCCCUUCAUGACAUUGAAAAUGCGGUAGCUACGAGAAUUGCUGCCACCUCAGAUAAACCUCAAGAACUGUGCAGAACACUGUCUACAGCUAUUAUGGACCUACUUACCAACGUGGGAGACAGCUUCAAUAACAAUUCGACUCUGAUGAGUCGUCACCUUCUUAGACUUUUCGAGCUUUGGACAAAGAUGGAUGAAGCGGCAACCUCUGUGUGUCCAUUACUCAAAGAAUAUCAUCCCCUGUUCGUUCCUGAUGCACUGGAUGUGCUUUGCUUGAUGACCUGGGACGAGAUGGAACGCCUAUUACGAGUACAACAAUACAUUCGCAAUCGUGUGGCUUCACACAGAAAAGACCUGGGUACACUCUUCGAUAGUCCUAGACAAGGGCCAUCGUUUCCUGCCAAAUACGUCUCCUCCACUGUGGCUGGUAGUCAGAUGUUGAUGACCGCCACGCUCAUUGAUGAUGCUUCAAUGACAGCCCGACAAUCAACCCUAUCCGAGCUAGAACGACUGACAAAAAAGUAUGACAGCUUGACACAGUCAAUGAACGACCUUGUCUGUACAUGCGCCGUAUCUCCUACCGGAAAAAAGAUCUCACAUGAUUGCCGAAAAUGUCGGAAAUUUUGGCAACGAAAAAAGCUGAAGAUCAACGUUCAUGAGGACUUUCUCCCAUCAACAGACACUGAUAAGGAUAAUGCCCAACGAGCAGCUAUUCUUCUUGAGCUACUUAUCCCCCAGUACUUAUCUGCCUAUCGUACAGCAACUUGGCAGUUGUAUCUUCUGGGUACCACGGUUCAUUCAAGCACCAAAGCCGUCCCCAAAUUGCUCCUUGAGGAUAUCACCAACAUCAAGAAUUUCUCCCUAGUGAUCAAUAAAACCUUCACGCUUGCUUCGCGCAAGAAAUCAUUCAAGCAAACUCACUACGGCAAGUUGAAAUUGCCAAAAACGCCGGAUCAGGUCACCUUCCCCUUUGGAGCUGAAAUGUCAUACUAUGAUACUGUGUCGGGCCUUUGGGCGGACGAACUCCCUAAGAUCCCAUGGUAUCAGCACCUUCUAGCUCCCUGUCUUCCACAAGGCAUCCUGGAUCCAUAUGAAACGCCCAGGGGGGUUCUAGGCAUGAUUCUUCAUCAUCCCUCUUCUUACGAUGUCGUAGCAAGCGAGUCAUUGGGUUCGCAAUUCACAUCUGGUAACGAUUUCUGUGCCUCACAGCGAGCGGUUUCUGCACGAGGUCGACGCUGGCUCGAGAUUCUGAAGGAACUGGCAGCUUCCAAUUUCGACUUCAGUAGUCGAGCUACAAAUUCCUUCUUCCAUCACCUUGCUAUGCAGGCCGGUCCAGCUGCACUGGAAGUAGGAAUGCUGCGUGAAGUUCACUGGGUGUUCAGCAGUGAAGAGUUCUGUUAUAGACUGAAAGAGCGGCUGGAGGCUUGGAUGGAUACUAUGGAACAGAAUUGGAGACAAGUCGAUCGGAUGAGUACCGUUGUGAUAUUUAGUCUUCGGCUAUAUCACCUUUGUCCGCCGGCAUUUGAAACACAGGCUCAUGAGCUGCUGUUAAGAGUUCGUUCCAUCACCUCAAACUGGAUUCUUCAAUUACAGCAUGAGGUCAGAUCAACGCUUGACGGUGACAUGGCCGGCAAGGCCGCUAUCUUUGCUUUCUGGUCCGCGUUGCUUUGCCGCCAAACAUUCUGGGGAUGUUUAGGUCAUGAUGAAUUUGAAGCAGCGGUGCUCAAAGAUGACCCGUUACCUUUCUUCAGAUCGUCAAUCGCGCUUCAGGAGAACCUGCUUGACAGUUCGGAUAAACUACCCACUCACUUGCGUAAUCUUCUUACCCAAGACGUGUCUGCUUCUUAUCAGAUGAGGAGUAUUGUCGAGAAAUGGGUGGACAGCGACAUUGGCCUGUUAGAGAAGGCAAUUAACGAGACAUGGGCCAAUGCCAACGGCCUCGCUAAGAGGUCUUACUCCCUGUGGCAGAAGCUCCCAGGCAACCACUCGUGGUGGAUUUCGUCUGAAACCGCCCCUAGUGACUCAAUAGCUACACAGAGAGUACAUUAUCAUAUCCUACAAGGCCACUUGCUAGUGGAUCAAAAGCCCCUGGGAAGGCUUCCUCUUGAGAUCAGAGAUGAUGAAUCUAUGAGAGAGCUUUUUGAUGAGCGACACUUACUAACACGACCAUCCGGACUCUUGGACUAUCAGGUCCUGACCGAAAUGGAAGGGCACCAAAUCCAUGUUGGCAUCCGGGAUAGCAAAAUAACAAUCAAAGCUCUAUUCAGAGGCUCCAUUCUCCAAUUCGUCCCGCGUUCCAUGUUGAAAGGUUCCAUGGACUGGGACUUGCCAGCAGACCUAGUUGACGACUGCGUGCACUGGCUUGACUUGACUACUGGAAAUCUCGAGAUGCGUCGUAAGCCGCGAAUCUGGCGACGCAAGCUAUCGAACUGGGUACUCGACAUUAGAAAACGAAGAGCAACCAGAAACAUGAGAGCCAGCCUUGUUGAGCCAAAGUCGGAAAUUGGGAGGAAAAUCGGAAGUAUCUUCCAAGACUUUGAAGACUUCAAGAGGUUGACGAUAUACCAACCUUUCAAUGGAGAGUUAUCCGUUGAACUGAAACGCUUGGAGAUCCGCUUCCAGGUCAACCAGAGAGGUUUACUGCACUGCCCUCAGCUCAAGGCUGAGGUUGACCCUCGGCAAGACCUUGGGACGCUCCACGGACUUCGAAGUGGAGUCACUCUACGCGAUACCUCAAACCCUGAAAGAAGGAGUGUUAUUAUCCCAAUUGGAAGUUUCCAAUGGCAGAGAGAGGGAAUCCAUGUCGCUGUCAGGAUUUUCAAUGAAGGAGUGUACGCUAAAUACACACUGAACUCUGUCCUAGGCCGGCUUGACUGCGCACCCGAGCCACUUCUUCUUUAUCUCAAGGCAGCAAUACAUGCACUAACCUCUUUCCCGUUACUCGAUGAAUUUACUGGGAAGACAGGAACAGAAGAGGCUCGCCAUUGUUUGCUUUCGCCUCGUAGUCAGCCUUGGACUCCAUUGGCGGGCUUUCCACAGAGAAUGCUGUCUGUCAUCAAGUCUCUAUCACCAGAGAGAACUCUUUACCCCCCAGGCAUCAAUCUGUAUCAGAAGGUCCGCUGGGAUGAGCAUUUAACUUCCACGAUUCAACAUGAAGACUUAGCUCCUCUGGUCACUCUGAUUGAACGUCGGUCGCGGGAGCUAGAGAUUUUGAGUAUGACAGAAAGUAUGAGAAAACUUCAGCAAGAAAGUGUAUCAUAUGACACGUCUGUGGCUCGUUUGCGAAUCAGAGGCCUUAUUCGAAGACAGCUUUAUGAGCGUGUCUGUUUUGAUUCUGAUUCGACAGUUCUUUCUCAAGCGGCACAAACAGAUAGCUUUGUACCUCUUCGAGACCCAAAGUCAUCUGUGAAGAACUGCCGAGUUUAUCAAACCAUCCGUGCGAUGAUGGAAUCUGUUACUAGCGCAUUUCGCCUUCCCAAGCUUGCUCCAACUUUGGAAAAAUGGAACACAUUUCCGGGUAUGAAAGAGUCCUUAUCGGAUAUCGAUUUAGCGGCGAGUCUAGAGGUUGGAGCGCCACAACUUUGGGGGGGACUUGUUCGGAAGCUCCAUGAAAAAGACUCCACGAGAACUUACGACAACCAUUUUUCCCUAGCUUUGUUAGCGUUUGACGACAACGUUGACAUAGUCGUCAUAAGGUGGCUCGUAGCACUCUUCAAAAGUAGUAGGUUGAGUCGCAUCCAGCCGCCUAGCCAUACCCUGUUCACAAACUUCCGCCUUUUUGAAGAACCGUCCAAAGAUUUGCUUUUGUCACUAGUGCUCCCAGAACCAUUCAAUAAUGAUAUGAACGGAUCGGUGCUCAAGAACGAUCGUAAGAAAGACGCGGUGUUAAGAAUAAUCUCUCACAUUCUCAAGAUAUGGCCAAAUCCACCUCUUUCCCGACAAGAUUUCGAAUUAUCAGUCAAAGGCCUAACCUCGAAUGUCAAGGACUUUAGUCUGAAGAAAACAUGGCAGAAGCUCUACCCCGAGCUUCGAAGACUCAAGUGUAAUUGGGAGCUGUCUGUUUAUCUCCUUGAACUGGAGAGCGCAGCAGACAUGUUGCUAGACGAUCAAUCGAGGACGGAGCAAAAAGCAUACCAAAACGUCUGGACUUCAAAGCCAAUACCUCCGAAAGGCAGGAACUCAGAGAGACCCAGGGGACACCUUAUGGCUCAGGUUUCGGUGUCAGAUUUGCUAUCGAGGCUUAAAAUUCACAACAGGCCAAAUUCGGACUCUCAAUCUUGGUUGGAAGAACGAGAUCACUCCUCAGUGAGAAGUUGCAGCUCCCAUCUUCAGUUCCAGGCUUCAGAGUUACCUGUAGCUCAAAGACCGGAGUUUGAUACCCUUCAAGGGAUCAUACGGAGGCUCGUCACUUCCCCCAUUACGUCACAACGGGCUUAUGGGGAGGACCUUUUAGUGUCACUCAAUGCUUUGGCCCUAGCCCAACAAAGUCGAAAAUCACUUCAUAGCAGACCACAUAUGGCUUCAGUCAAAAGAGAAAUUACUCGUUGCCGCCAACGAUUACGAGAGCAACAAGAUAAAAUAGGACAUUCAGUUUCACAAGGUGAUGAGGGCUUCGCGUGGUUUUCAAAAGGCCAACUUUGGCCCUGCUUCUCACCAGUAGCAAUUCUUGAACAGCUAAGGAAUGGCAAUAGAUUGCUAUUGCCUCAUGCAUUAAUCAACAGGAUAUUAGAGUAUGGGGUGCUUAUUACGCGCCUUCAGCGUUACUUGCGGAUAGAAGAUGCAAUUCUACGCAGAGAUGAUAUUUGGUUGGAGGAGAAUUUUGAGGCCGAGGGACACUCCAACUGGAAUCCGCUCAAGUACCCAGAAUGGCUUCUCUUAGAGAUCGACAGCAACAUGCUGAUUCGACCUGUCCAAUUCGAAGUAGCCAAUGCUAUCAUCUCACCAUCAUCGAUGUCGAAUUCUGUUUUACAGAUGAACAUGGGUCAAGGUAAAACUUCUUGCAUCAUGCCCAUGGCUGCAAUAAUGUUGGCAGACACGAAGAAUCUGUGCCGACUGGUUGUGCCCCGAGCCCUUCUCCUCCAGACAGCGCAAAUGAUGCAGAGCCGACUUGGUGGGCUGGUUGGUCGAGAAGUUUGCCACAUACCCUUUGCUCGACGAUCACCUACCGAUGACCAGGCUCUAGACCUUUACCAAAGUCUUCACAAGAGAACUCUCGCAUCAGGAGGAGUCAUGCUGUGCUUGCCAGAACACCUACUUUCCUUCAAGCUAAGUGGGCUCCAGAAGCUGGCCGACAAAGAAGCAAAGAAAGCGCAAAAAAUGAUGGACAUCCAAGCAUGGUUGGAAUCAUCGAGUAGAGAUGUCCUCGAUGAGUCUGAUCUCACUCUUUCGCCAAAGACUCAGCUGAUAUAUCCAAGCGGUAUACCCACCAUGAUUGAUGGUCAUCCUCAACGAUGGCAUGUUAUCGAAGAUAUGCUAUAUUUGGUUGAAUCCCAUGUACCCCAACUUCAGGCCAAGUUUAAAGAUGGGAUGCAGGUAUGGCGACGACACCGGGGCUUUCCUGUCAUUCACCUCCUGCGUUCUGAGGUGGAAGACCAUCUUAACGCUCUUCUAGUGGAUGAUGUCUGUCAUGGUCGACUCUCACAUGUUCAAUUCAAAGCUGAUAAUAACCUGGAUGCCACAAGCCCCGUCAAACUGCUACUCUCAACUACUCAACCUUCCGCAUCUAUCUGGGGAGAUGCAAUUGGGUCAUUGAAUGAUGAACCCUAUGGUAGAAAGACUCUCUAUCUUCUUCACGGGCUCAUUCCUCAGCGGUUGUUGAUUCUCUGUCUGAAGAAGUCGUGGAAUGUUCAGUACGGUCUUCAUCCGGACAGAGCUCCCAUCGCAGUGCCAUUCGAAGCUAAAGGAAUCCCUUCGCAAACUGCCGAGUACGGUCACCCAGAUACGGCGCUUGUUCUCACAUGUUUGAGCUUUUACCACGCUGGUUUGAACAAAUCUCAACUUCUCCAGAGUCUUCAGUUAAUCAGCAACUCUGAAGAUCCCUCCUCACACUAUCAACGCUUUGCGGCCUCAAGACACCUUCCUGAACACCUUGAACAUUGGCAUCAGCUGGAGAUGGAAGACGAGGCUCAGGUCACUCUUCUCUGGCAAUACCUAAGGUUCGAGAAGCAUGUCGUCAAUCAUUUCUUGAAUAACUUUGCGUUUCCACAACACGCCAAGCAGUUUGGGGUAAAGUUCCAAGCCUCAGCCUGGGACAUCCCCCUGCUAUCCGAGAGUAUGAUACGGCAAGGUAUGACAACAGGGUUCAGUGGGACCAAUGACAACAAAAACAUACUGCCGCGUACGAUUCGUCAAGACGAUCUGUCCACUCUCAUACAAACCAACGCUGAAGUUCUGGUACAUCUGCUGGAGCCACGCAACCAAAGAUGCUAUCAAGCUAUUGAUCCACACGGACGGCAUCUCAAUGAGAUUGGGAUAUUGGAACUGCUCCAGAACAACGGGAUCAAUAUCUUGAUAGACGCGGGGGCCCAGAUCCUUGAGAUGGAGAACGACCAACUGGCUGCGGCCUGGCUUGAUGUCCAUCACAAAGCCCAGGGGGCGGUGUAUUUUGCUAAAGACAGCCGUAUUAUGGUACGAGCUCGUUUCCAAAAGUCUCCCGUGCCACUUCUGGCUAGUUCCUUUGUAGACAAUCUCAACGAAUGUGUAGUCUAUAUCGACGAGGCUCACACGCGCGGGACUGACUUGAAGCUUCCAAUAUAUGCCCAGGGAGCCGUGACAUUGGGAAUUGGUUCGACUAAAGACCAGGUAACGCAAGCUGCAAUGAGAUUGAGACAACUCGCGACAACGCAAUCAAUCGCAUUUAUUGCCCCCCCCGAGGUGUAUACAAGUGUUCUGUCUCUUCGAUCCGCCCAUAGACCAAAAAUUGCAGCUUCGCAACCAUUGAAGUCUACCGACAUUGUCCACUGGCUCCUGGAGCAAAGUUGCGAGGCUAGUGACAAUAUGAUGUCCUUGCACAUCGCCCAAGGAUUCGACUUUUGCAGACGUACAGAUGCUCUAUUGGAGUUUAGAAAGUCCUCACAGAAAAAGAAGAAGAGAGACAAGCUCCUCCAGGAAACUCAACAGCCCGAGGGACAGACAUUGGAACAGCUCUAUGGGCCAAAGGGGAGAACAUCGUCAACCGCUUUGAAAGCAUUCAAUUCAACACAUUUACAAAGUUUUGUCAAAGAGCUACAUGAGCUGGAGGCGGAUCUAGUCAAAUACCAAAGGAGAGCAUGUUCCUCAGCUUUUGAUGAGGUGGAGCAGGAAAGAGAAGUUGAAUUUGAGGUUCAUCAGCUUCGUGAGAAGCAGAACCCUACACAUCUUACGGCACUUACGUUUCCUGGCCUCGACAAUGCCCUAGUCCAAUUUUGUGAUGAGUCUGAAGUAGAGCUGGCUAGCCUGCAUUUUAUUUCAGCUCUUGACUUAAUUGGCAAUACCUGUCUUGGACUUAAAUAUGGUGUCAAGGGAACUUCCUCGAAACUGUUGGUCUCUAAGGAGUUCUCUAGAACAGUUCAAACCCGGAAGGCUGAGGUUUCCCGUCAUCUUAUGCGACCAGUUGAAUGGGUACUCUGGAGACCUGAUAUCGAAACAGCCUUAGUCGUGAUUCCUGAGGAGGCUGAGCUCCUUCUUCCAAUACUCCGUAGGAUACAAACCCCCACGACUUUUCUUCUUACGUACACAUCCCCAUUUACAAGAUCUCUUUUGGAGGUUGGCACCCUUGCGUACUAUCCGGUACCGACUCCAAAGAAUGAACUUGUGAUCCCUUCUUGGCUGAGCAUUGAGAUCGGACUCAUGGCCGGUCGAUUGUAUCUUCCUUACGAUCAGUAUACGCAGCUACGCAGCUGCCUCAAAUUUGACGAAAGGGCAGAACCUUUGGUAAUAAUUGAUGAUGUUCAUCAUGUCAGAAAACACAUCCUUCCCAAUUUCGGUAUUCUCAGCCCUCAAUCGCUCUCAAGGUUCCUAAGCGAGUGGAUUCCAUAUCGGUCUCGGUCAUCUGAUAUUACGCACACGCCGAUGGGAUACCUAAUUGAGAAUCGGGAUCUUCCUGACAAUCACCCAUUCUUUACUUCUAGACUCAAAUCGAGGGUUAUAGAAACAAGAUCAGUAGCUGAUCAUCAAGCGCCGAUUAAGAAUGCAGGAACUGAAGGCAGCGAUGAUGAAAGCGAAUAG